AUGCGGCAGCGGUCGCAGAAUGGGCCCAAUCAGGAGGUCAUGACUCCAGGCCGACAUCUGGCUGGCGGUAGAGGCGGUCGAAAUCAGCCUCCUGGCGCAGAGCCAGGCGCAGGCGCUCCCCCGCUCGGCAAGAUGCGGAGAACCCACAGCGAGAAGCAGGGCAGCGCGGGGAUCGCACGGGCAGGGGGAAGCGGAAGCAGCACGGGGAGCGCGGCGGAAGAAGCCCCGCCUUGGGCGCGGGGACUGCCCAGCGGACCCGGCCCCGCGGGUGGCGUAGCAGGCGCAUCAGGCGCAACAUGGGGAAGCGCGUCAGGGGGAACGAUGGCCGGGGUGGGCAGUCCUGGGCGCGGCGGCGGUGCGCAUCCGCUUGUGUCAAGUCCGCAGUACCUGCAGCAACCGCCGCCGCUGCACCCGCGGUCUGUAUCAGACGAAGACAGGGACAGGGUUUCCGCCAUGAAUCCCCUUGCGGGUGCAGCUGCUGCGCGAAUGGCGGCCGCGAGUAGGCUGGCGCAGGCUCAAGCGCAUGCGCAGGCGCAGGCGCAGCGGGGUAACGCGGAACGGGAGGAUGGAUCCGCGUCUGAUGGCGGGGGGACUGGGCGGGGGGUGACUAGCGCGGGUUACCGACCCAUGCCCCAGUUUCAGCAGCAGAACAAGGGCGUGUUCAAGGCGGAACGCAGGCGGAGCUUGGAUCUUUGCACAGAGAAGGUGGGCUCGCCAGUUAAGGGGGGAAUGCAGCGGAUUGGGUCGGGGGAGGCUCUUGUUCCGGUGCAAAGGGCAGGCCCGCGCUUGCAGUCAGAAGGUGGGGGGAUGGGAGCAGUGGAGGGAACGUGGGAUGUUGGCAGUGCUGCUGCAGCUCGGCUAGACAUAGACCUGUACAGCCCCCUCCCAGGCGGCAGUUUCAGCAGCUCUGGCGUAACCGCGCUUGCCACUUGUGGUGUUCUUAGUGAGAGUGAAAGAAAGGCGUCAACUACUAGCGGGGAUAGCGAGCUUGAUGCUUCGGCUGCUGAAAGCGGGCCAAAAUCGAAAUCCCCACGAAAGGGCAAGAAGGUGGGGAAAGGAGAAGGGAAGGGGCAGGGGAAAGGGAGGAGAGACGGGGAGGAGGGUUCAAGCGGAGGAGCAGCAGAGGCUGGUGAUUCAAGCGCAGGGGAGGGGGGGCGAGGAGGAGGCGGGGAUGGGAAGACGGGGAAGAGAGGCGGACAGAGUGGAGGGAAGAAGAAGAGUGGGCGGACCAAGUCAGGAUCCAUGUCAGAGGUGGUGACUCACAGGCGGGCAGCGUCACAGGGACAAGGGAAUGCCCCAAAGAAAGCUUCAGCCUCAGAGACGGGCGGGGAGGCCUGCACUGAGAGUUGUAUGAUUCCUGUGCCUGGCAGCACUAGGGACGCCGCCGAUGCCACUGAUGCCACUGAUGCCUCUAAUGCUGCGCCUGGUGGUGAUGACGCCCUUGCUCUCUACAGGGCUGGAUCUCCAUCGAUUGGCCAGCUGCAGCUGCUGGUGUCCCCAGCGGUCUUCUCGCGAGUCAUCAGUUGCAACGCUGCGGCCGCUGCCGUUCUGAGAUGCCCCAGUGAAGACACGCUGUGGGGCAACUCGCUCUGCGAAUCCCUCUGCCCAAGCCACGUGCCUAGAUUCGAGGCGUGGCUGCUGCUGGUGGCGCAGAUGGUGCAAUCAGCAACUCUCCCCUCCAACCCGCACUGUCACACCUCAUCCCCCCUCACUCCUUCUCCCUCUCCUUGCCCCCCUUUCCCCUUCCCCCCUUCCCCCCUUUCGCCUUCCCCCUUCCCCCCUUUCCCCUUCCCCCCUUCCCCCCUUUCCCCUUCCCCCCUUCCCCCCUUUCCCCUUCCCCCCUUCCCCCCUUUCCCCUUCCCCCCUUCCCCCCUUUCCCCUUCCCCCCUUCCCCCCUUUCCCCUUCCCCCCUUCCCCCCUUUCCCCUUCCCCCCUUCCCCCCUUUCCCCUUCCCCCCUUCCCCCCUUUCCCCUUCCCCCCUUCCCCCCUUUCCCCUUCCCCCCUUCCCCCCUUUCCCCUUCCCCCCUUCCACCCUUUCCCCUUCCCCCCUUCCACCCUUUCCCCUUCCCCCCUUCCACCCUUUCCCCUUCCCCCCUUCCCCCCUUCCACCCUUCCCCUUCCCCCCUUCCACCCUUUCCCCUUCCCCCCUUCCACCCUUUCCCCUUCCCCCCUUCCACCCUUUCCCCUUCCCCCCUUCCACCCUUCCCCCUUCCCCUUCCCCCCUUCCACCCUUUCCCCUCUCCCUCACCCCAGGCGUGGCUGCUGCUGGUGGCGCAGAUGGUGCACUCAGCAGCACUCCCCUCCCACCUGCACCAGAAGCCACCUCCCCCGCUACAGCUCACCCUCGCCAGCCACGCCGGCGCUGCCGUCUCUGUUCAGCUCGUGGCAUUAGGGGAGGAGGAUUUACAGGUGCUGAAGGCGCUUGUGAGGAAGGAGGUGGAGGAGCAGGUGGGGCGGGAGGCAAGGCAGCGGGCGGCGGAGGAGCUCCAGGAGGAGCUAAAGACAAAGCACGCCGCCCUCAUGGCGUCGCUGACAAGGGAAAUUGCCAUGCCUCUGAAUGCCAUGGCAAGUGUGGCCGAUUUUCUUCUCAACUCUCGCGCACUAACACCUGACCAGAGGUCCCUCGUGCAACUGCUCCUCUCCUCCGCUGAAAGCCUCUCCCAAACCCUCGCCCGCCUCCUCAAGUCCCCCGAGGCUGAUCCUGAGGCUGUUCCCGAAUCUGACGACGAGGAUGACGAGCCGCCGAGGCUGGAGCUUCGGGAAACGGACCUGCACCGAGAGGUGCGAGAGUGCGUGAGGCUGAUGGACGUGCAUGCCAAGGAGAAGGGCCUGGCGCUGCUGUGUGGAAUCGACUCCGCCGUGCCGCAGUUCAUCCUCUCAGACGGCCCUGCCAUCCGCCAAGUGCUUCACAACCUCAUCUUCAACGCUGUACAGCACACUGACAGGGGUGACGUGACUGUUUCGGUGCGCCUGGCAUCUGACAAGGAGGCAGAGGAGCACCGGGUGAAGCAGCGCCGCAAAGACAGCGCUGCGGUAGCCACCUUCCUGGAGAGGCGCAGCAGCAGCACGCGCAGGGGAGGAGUUAUGGGGGGAGGAGGAGCGGGGGAGGAUGGUGCAGGGCGGGAGGGCGAGGCAGGGUCGGUGCUGCUGCGAUUUGAAGUGCGGGACACGGGCAACGGGAUCAACACAGAGCUACUUGCUGCUCUCGUGCAAGAGCUUGAAAAGAGCAAGCCAUCCCCAUCGUCCCUUGCGUCCUUCCUCCUGGGUCGUCCCUUCGCCACCACGGGCCUCGGCACAGUGCAUGCCCUCAUCUCCCACGCCCUCAUCCCCGCUCCUGGCACCGCUGCCGCCGCCGCUCUUGCCGCCAUCGCCCCUUCGAUCGCAGCAGGCGGAGCAGCAGGGGGAGGGGGAGGCGGAGCAGGGGGAGGCGGGGGAGCAGGAGGGGGGCUGGGGACGUUUAGCAGGUCGAGUAGUUACUCCAGCGCGGCAGGGGAUAUCACUCCAGAGGAUCUGAAUCCGCACCAGCCGUUGGAUAUGGACGUGUGGAAAGAACUGCCCAACGCACGCAUUCUCAUUGUCGAUGCCAACGACAUGCACCGCCAGAUGGCGCUGUCCAUGCUUCGCUCCACGGGGGUCUCCUUCGACGUCGCCAGCUCCUCACAGGAAGCGCUCUCCCUCUUUGAACGCCGCCCCUUUGACCUCGUGCUGCUGGACUGCUACCUGAACGGGCCUGUGGACGGCUUCGCCACAGCCACACUCCUCCGGCAACUAGAGGUCGACAUCGCCAUGAAGAAGCACCUGCGCAGGAGCAGCAGCAACCGAAGCAACAGCAGCAGAAGCCCCUCGGCCGCCGCCGCGGCUGCCGCGGCUGCUGCUGCUGCUGAGGGCCCAGGAACGGUGGUGGCGCGGGCGUGCAUUGUGGCGCUGACUCCGGGGACGGGGAAUGAUGAGGAGGAGGAGGAGCGGUGCACUGCUGCUGGCAUGGACUAUUUCAUUCCCAAGCCGCUCCGACUGAGGGACCUGCACAUGGUGAUCAGGCAUCGUCUGGAGGUGCUGGCGCCCUACGUGCUCCCAGGCCAUGCCGCCUCUCUAGUCCUCCUAGAAGCAGCCCCAUCCUCCUCUGACGACUCUGAUGAUGAGGAUGAUGAUGAUUUUCAUGAUCAUGACGAUGACGAUGAUGAUGGGGAGAGUGAUGAUGACGGGGAGGAGGAAGAGGAGGAUGAAGAAGAUGAGGAGCCGACUCUGGAGUUUCAGGGGCGGAUGAGCAGCCGGGGAAAUGUUGCUGGUGCUGCUGCUGCUGGUGGUGCUGGUGCUGCUGUGAUGGGUGGGAGCCAGGAGAAGCAGGCAGCAGGAGGGGGGGUAGCAGCGUGGAAGAAGGAUUGGGAGGCGGAGUUUCUAGCGAGUGUGGGGCUGACUAAGGUGGGAGGGGUGGUGCAGCCACAGAUAGGAGGACGUGGGGGUGGGGGUGGUGGUGGGGGGAACAUGGGGAGAGAUGACAGGGGAGGAGGGAAUAUGGACCGCUUAGAGCUUCUGAAAGGGGGCUUUUAA
Closterium sp. Yama58-4 is the source of this 4548-nucleotide messenger RNA. Lineage: Eukaryota; Viridiplantae; Streptophyta; Zygnematophyceae; Desmidiales; Closteriaceae. The record is from the annotation of a GenBank genome assembly.